Peromyscus maniculatus bairdii (prairie deer mouse) is the source of this 3959-nucleotide messenger RNA. The record is from RefSeq and is a predicted model, not a curated record. NCBI's taxonomy places the organism in Eukaryota, Metazoa, Chordata, Mammalia, Rodentia, Cricetidae.
CCUACACCAACUGCUACCACCACAGAGACCUCACCUGAAACAUCUACCACCACACAGACCACAACACCAACACCCCACACAAGCACCUCAACUCCAACAUCUACCACCACAGGGACACCAAUCACAACCCCCACUACCACAGUGACUCCUACACCAACUUCUACCACCACAGAGACCUCACCUGCAACAUCUACCACCACACAGACCACAACACCAACACCCUACACAACCACCUCAACUCCAACAUCUACCACCACACAGACACCAAUCACAACCCCCACUACCACAGUGACUCCAACACCAACAGCUACCACCACAGAGACCUCAACCUCAAUAUCUACCACCACCCAGACCACAACACCAACACCCCACACAAGCACCUCCACUCCAGCAUCUACCACCACACAGACACCAAGCCCAACCCCCUCUACCACAGUGACUCCAACUCCAACCUCUACCAUCCCAGGGACACCAACUCCAGCCUCUACUACCACACCAAUCCUAUCCUCAUCCUCUACUCUGACCACCACCACCACCACCACCACCACCACCACCACCACCACCACCACACAUUACACAACCCCAACAGCCACUGUCAUAAUCACAGAGACUCCAACCCCAUCUCCCACCCCUUCAGAAACCCCAACUCCACCCUCUACCUCUACUGAAAGCACAACCCCAACAUCUUCCACUAGCCAAACCCCAACCCCCAAACCCACCACAACCAAAGAGAUCUUUACUUCUACAAACACAGUACCUACUACAGGACCAACUUCUUCCAAACCUCCAACCAAGCCAUCAACACCUGUGACCACUGUGUCCACUUCUCCCCCACCCUCGGAGGAGAUCGUCACCGUUCAAAGCACCCCUGUAACUACCAUAGCAACAUCUAGCACAGCAUCGUCACCUGGAACAACAUCACCCUUCAUCACUCCAUCUGUGGGCAGCACACCCUCUUCACCUCCAGGAUCAACACCAGGACCUACCACAACUCCUGGUGUGUCUACCUCCUCAAAGACCACAACAGUGCCAACUUCAACCACCACCAGACCACCCUCCACAUCCACCCCUACAUCCCCCACUGUGCCAGUGUCUACCACGGAAACCGUCACCCAGACAAGGCUCUCAUCAACCACACCAACUACUUUGGAGACCACCAGGACCUCCUCUUUGGGGACAGUCUCAGUCUCCCCAAUCACCUCUCCCAGCACUGCCUGGACCAGCACUGCCACCUUGGUUACCUGCUGUGUUUUGGAUGGAACAUUCUAUGGCCCAGGUGAACUGGUCUACAACAAUACCCUUGGGGACACGUGUUAUUAUGUGAAUUGCUCUUUGGAUUGCACAGUCCAGUUCUUCAAUUGGUCCUGUCCAUCUACUCCCUCAACUUCUACACCCUCAACGCCUCUAACGACCACACCUUCCACACCAUCUACCACGUCUUCGAAAUCGACACCCUCCACGCCAAAAUCCACAACAUCCAAGUCAACAACUAGCACUCCAACCACAACCCCCAUCUUUGAGUGCCAAGACUUUGAUCCUCCUAGACAGGUGAAUGAGACCUGGUGGCUGUGUAACUGUACCAUGGCCAUUUGCAAGUAUGACAACGUAGUAGAGAUUGUGGAAAAGGAGUGCAACCCCCCACCCAUGCCCACCUGUUCCAACGGCCUCAAGCCCGUGCGCGUCACUGAUCCUGAUGGCUGCUGCUGGCACUGGGAGUGUGACUGCUACUGUACCGGCUGGGGAGACCCGCACUUUGUCACCUUCGAUGGGCUCUACUACAGUUACCAGGGUAACUGUACCUACGUGCUGGUGGAGGAGAUUAUCUCCAAUGUGGACAACUUUGGGGUCUAUAUUGACAACUACCAUUGCGAUGUCAAUGACCAAGUGUCCUGCCCCCGCACACUAAUUGUGCGCCAUGAGACCCAGGAAGUGCAAAUCAAGACUGUGCACAUGAUGCCCAUUGAGGUGCAGGUGCAGGUGAACAAGCAGGUAGUGGCUCUGCCCUACAAGAAGUAUGGGCUGCAGGUAUACGAAUCUGGCAUCAACUUUAUGGUGGACAUCCCCGAGCUGGGUGCCCAGAUCUCCUACAACGGUCUGUCUUUCUCCAUCCUGCUGCCCUACCGCAUGUUUGGCAACAACACAAAGGGCCAGUGUGGCACCUGCACCAACAAUACUGCAGAUGACUGUAUCCUCCCCAGCGGGGAGAUCAUCUCCGACUGUGAAGUUGCAGCUGACCAGUGGUUGGUGAUUGACCCCUCCAAGCCACAAUGUCCUCACAAUGACUUCACCACCAAGCGCCCAGCCAUCACGACAGCAGGGCUCUUGCCCAAGAACUGCACUGCGUCUCCUAUCUGCCAGCUCAUCAAGGACAGCCUGUUUUCCGAGUGCCAUCCUUUCGUGCCUCCCAAGCACUACUAUGAAGCCUGCCUGUUUGAUAGCUGCUUUGUGCCUGGCUCUGGUAUGGAGUGUGCCAGUGUACAGGCCUACGCAGCCCUCUGUGCCAAGGAAGGUGCCUGCAUUGACUGGCGGAACCAUACCCAGGGGGCCUGCUCUGUGGAGUGUCCAUCUCACAGGGUGUACCAGGCCUGUGGCCCUGCAGAAGAGCCCACUUGCCAGUCCAGCCCCUCCCAGAAUUCCACACUCUUGGUGGAAGGCUGCUUCUGUCCUGAAGGCACCACCAAGUUUGCCCCUGGCUAUGACGUCUGUGUGAAGACUUGUGGCUGUGUGGGACCUGACUAUGUCCCCAGAGAGUUUGGAGAGCGCUUUGAGUUUGACUGCAAGGAGUGUGUUUGCCUAGAGGGUGGAAGUGGCAUUGUCUGCCAGGCCAAGAAAUGUGCUGGGGAGACCCAGACCACAUGCGAGGAGGAUGGCACCUACCUUGUCGAGGAAGUCAACCCAGAUGACAAGUGCUGCAACAUUACUUCAUGCAAAUGCGACCCCAAAUUGUGCAAAGCAGAACGCCCCUCAUGCUUGCUGGGAUUCGAAGCGAAGAGCCAUCAUGUGCCUGGAAAGUGCUGUCCGGUUUACUCCUGUGAACCCAAGGGUGUGUGUGUGCACCAGAACGCUGAAUACCAGCCUGGAUCUCCAGUGCAUUCCACCAAGUGCCAGGACUGUGUAUGCACCGACACCAUGGACAACGACACUCAGGUCAACAUCAUCUCCUGUACCCAUGUGCCCUGCAACAUCUCCUGCAGCUCCGGCUUUGAACUUGUGGAGGUCCCCGGGGAGUGCUGCAGGAAGUGCCAACAGACCCACUGCAUCAUCGAGGGGCCCAACCAGCAGUACCUCAUCCUGAAGCCUGGGGACAUAGAGAAAAACCCCAACGACAAGUGUACCUUCUUCAGCUGCAUAAAAAUCAACAACCAGCUCAUCUCCUCUGUCUCCAACAUCACCUGCCCAGACUUCAACCCCAGUGAUUGUGUUCCGGGUUCCAUCACGUACAUGCCUAACGGCUGCUGUCAGACAUGCAUCCCUAAAAACCACACUGCAGCCCCUUGCUCCACCACCCCUGUCAUGAAGGAGAUUUCUCAUAAUGGCUGCACCAAGAACGUCUCCAUGAACUACUGUUCCGGCUCCUGCGGGACCUUCGCCAUGUACUCCACCCAUUUCCAGGAUCUGGAUCACAAAUGUUCUUGCUGCAAGGAAGAAAGGACCAGCCAGCGCCAGGUGACCCUGGAAUGUCCAGACGGCAGUGAGCUGAGCCAUACCUACACACACAUUGAGAGCUGUCUGUGCCAGGACACCGUCUGUGGGCUCCCGCAGCGAGUCCGGCGUUCCAGUCCCCGAUUUCUGGGAAGGAAGUGAAUGGGUUCUACUGUACACAUCCCUUCCCAUCCUGUGCCAUCCUGCUGACUCUCUGAGCUUCCUCCACUUCUAGCUUGGCUUCUUCUCUGCAGAUAUUUAUUUUCAGAGUUUCUGUUCCAUUCUUUGCUUUCUGACAAUAAACUCAGGCAUAGCCA